Molecule: messenger RNA, 1912 nt
Organism: Scylla paramamosain (green mud crab)
Lineage: Eukaryota; Metazoa; Arthropoda; Malacostraca; Decapoda; Portunidae
Product: putative nuclease HARBI1
Exons: 2
Coding region: 123-1358 (411 amino acids)
Source: RefSeq, a predicted model, not a curated record
GCGGCCCAUACACGCUCAAAUUUUUUGUCAAAUUUUUUGAUGUCAAAUUAUUUGACGGUUUGACGUUCGCCCUACACGUUCAAACUUCUCAUCAAAUUUUCAGUUUGCUCCCGAGUGUCAUCAUGGAUGCAUAUACAGCGUUGGCUCUUGGCAUAGCAUUGAAGAGCACACAGAAACGAAAGAGACGAAAGUGGGCCCAGCAAUGGUAUCUGUGUCGUGAACGAUUUGGCCAUGUUCCUUUAUUAAAUGAAUUAAGAAUUAGUGAACCUGAUGUUUUCAAGAACUUUCUUCGCAUGGAUGGAGAAUCAUUUGACAAACUAUUAGAUCUUGUGAGACCAUACAUAACCAAAGAAAACACAGUUAUGCGUAGUGCGAUAUCACCAUUUGAAAGACUCUCAAUAACUCUCCGCUUCUUGGCUACUGGUAACACAUUCGAAGACCUGAAAUUCCUGAGUGCCAUUUCUCCUCAAGCCAUUGGUGGUAUCGUUAUAGAUACUUGCAACGCCAUUAACACAUGCUUGCAGUCGUACAUAAAGAUGCCGCAAACUGCUGAAGAAUGGAAAGAAUUGAGCAACGAUUUCAAUAAACAUUGGAAUAUACCACAUUGUAUAGGGGCAUUAGACGGCAAACACGUCUCAAUUAAAAAAACAAUUGGCUCUGGAUCAUUUUACUAUAACUAUAAGAAACAUUGCAGUAUCGUACUGCUAGCAGUUGUCAAUGCCAAAUACGAAUUUAUAAUGGUCGAUGCAGGAAUGAACGGACGUGUUUCAGAUGGAGGUGUAAUGAGCCAUACCAAAUUUGGUUCUUUGAUGGAACAUGGCGAACUACAGCUACCAGGAGCCGAACCGUUGCAUGAAGGAGACUCUAUUGAUGUGCCUUACUUUUUCGUGGCCGACGAUGCUUUUGCAAUGAAUGAAAAUCUUCUUAAACCCUACAGUGUAAUGGGAAACGACGUUUUGGACCAGGAAAGAAGGGUUUUCAAUUAUCGUUUAAGCAGGGGACGACGCAUAGUUGAAAAUGUGUUCGGAAUACUUGUUUCAAGAUUCGGUGUAUUCCAGAGGCCAAUGUUGCUUUCACCAGAAAAAGCAACGACUGUCACAUUAACAUGUUGCUAUCUACAUAACUUUUUAAGGAAACAAUCAAGCGGAUACAUGGCUCCGGGAAGCGUGGAUUGGGAGGACAAUGUCACACAUGAGCUGCAUAGUGGGGAAUGGCGUUCUAAACAGAGAGAACUAGCAGCCCUACGUCCCAUAUUCAGCAGGAAUUCGUCAGAAAAAGCAAAGUUUACUCGAGAUACUAUGAAGCACUAUUUUUCCACCCUCGGAUCGGUUCCUUGGCAGUUAAAAAUGGUUUCAUAGAAGCAAGCAAAGGGGAAGCAAUGUAAUUUUUUUUUAUUGAUUAUUUGUUUCUUUUCACAAUUAUAUAAUGUGACAUUGACUAAUUCUUAGUAACCUAUUAGACAAGAAAGAGUUUAUAUACUAUACAAACAUGGUAAUAGCUAUUAAUUUUCUAUAUCUUUUCCUUAAUUGAUUAGGGCUUUUGUUUUUCAGUAGCCUACUUUAUUUUUUUUUCUUAUUUUGCGGAGAUUUUUUAGUAGCCUAAUUAUUUUUUCCUUAUUAUGCGGUGAUUUUUUUAAUAACUUAUUUUAUUUUUGUCUUCAAGUGAGCGCUUUUAUUUUUUUCAGUUAGGUUAUAUACUUAGAAGCAAGCAAAGGGGAAGCAAUGUAAUUUUUUUUAUUGAUUAUUUGUUUCUUUUCACAAUUAUAUAAUGUGACAUUGACCUAAUUUUACUUUUAGAUGCAAAUAGACAUGAAUAACUAUGAAAUUUGUUUAAAUACCUAAUCAUGUUGGAUAAGCUGUGCAACUGUCAUUGAAUGCAGCUAAAUACAGUAUGCUUAAAAUUUCACUUACCU